CGAUUCAUAAACAUGGUCGUGGUCCUUCGAGCCGGAUGGUCAGUUUUAAAAUUUUACAACCGUUCAUUCGUGCCUCUUUCAAAAUACAAGUUGAGGUCUCUCUGUUCUUCAAAGACAGAGAGAGUAUUAUAUCUUUGCUUCUUGCUUCGCGGUGAAGAAUUAUAAAGUCCGGCAUCACAGCGCACAAUGCGCAAGGAGCGGUAAACCGCCGUUACAAAAAUGUGGACGUGAAUUCAUUUUCAGUUAAGUAAGAGUAGGUGUAUAUACCUACGGGUUUAUAUGCGUCGUCUCUAUAUACUACAUGUCUUUUUAAAGUUUUGUUAUUAAACAUCGAUAAAUAGUUACGUCCGAGUGACUGAAAGUUCAAUGUGAAUCAGUGUCUGACUUUCAUGAAUUGAUAUUUCCAAUUCAACAGAAAAUGUGUCUUAAAAAUAAUGAUUUAUUACCCCUUCGAAAGUAUUAUACGAUUAAGUAAGCAUGUCAUCGAGUAUAAAGCUUAAACUUCUAAAUCCAUACCAUGACGAUUAAAACCGAAGUGAAGAAGGAAUGUGAAAAUGAAGAAAGAACAUGUGGAAAAUACACAUGAACUAUCUUCGUCAUACCUUUAACUCUACAUCGCAAUAUUGUAUCAAACAAAUGAGAGACAAACGAAAAAAGCAAAAUGCUGAAACAUAUUACAAACGGCGGUGUCGCAAAUCGAGGCACCCGUCCAGAUAGUUCCAUGAUCAUGGAACCAAGGGACCAGCAGUCCCACAGGUUCCGAUCACCAAACGCCAAUAGUUCCAGAAUCUCCACGCAGCAGUAUCCUCUGAACGUAACGCAGCUGCACAAUGUCACCCCAAAUUUGGACAACUCCAAGCACUCAAUCUACAGCAACGCAGCUGUGCUGUCCACAGGCAACAAGGUCCUCAAUGGAGGCUUGAACAUAUCGCGAAUAAGGAACCAAAGCACUGUAAACAAAUUCAUAGCCAAAUCGAAACAAGUGGGAGUGAAAGAGAUGCUGGUCAGCCUGGGACUGCUAUGCUUGGUCAGCUUGUUAUUAGCGUUGUUGUCGCUGAUUUUCUUACUGAAAAUUUCCCCAGUCACUGCGAACGAUAUCAGGGAACUUUUGCGAGCUGAACAGCUCACAGUCAUUACAGCAGAAGAGUAUGUCGUGGUAUAUGAAGUGACUUUAGCCCUUUGUGCCUUAACUUUGUCGUUGAAUCUUUGUUGUCUAUUGGUGUGCGCUAUACAGUUCUUGUUUGCAGUGAAACUUGUUAAGAGUCCACAUGGAGGAAGCGAUAGAACUAAUAAAUAUCUUCAAAAGUCGUCCAUCAGCAGAGUGUGUGCUGUCGGGGGUUUCUUCAUAUCAAUACCAGUAUUUCUAACAGGUAUAAUACUGUAUACUUUUAUCCAAUUCCACUCGACUCCGGCGAUAGUGACAAGUGUUUUUAUUGGUCUCGGUAUAAUAUUUUGCGGGUGCGCCAUGGUACAUAACGUUUUUAUAUGGCAAAGAGAAAAGACGAAUGCUGUGAAAGAGUUGGCACUACAGCACGACACUACCCAGCAACACUACAAUUCUUUUCAUAGCAUCACUUCGCAACCGCUUCAAACCAAUUUAAACCAAUCCUAUGUAAGCAAUUUUAAUCAGAGUUUCGGACACCCCCUAGCAAGUAUUCAUAGCAACGGACCUUAUAUAAUAAGGCCCUCAACGACUACACCGCCCUCAGGUGAGAACUUGAAUAUCAGCAAACAUCCCAGGGAGGCUAGUGGUAGUGUCAGUCCUGGUAUGCCUACUAAUACCAUCGAUAUCAGCAGUGUGGCUACCACGAAUAGUCCACAUGAAUUAUCAACUUUAGUUUAGUUAAAACUUUUUUCUAGCCAUCUCUUGUCGAUAUUUUUAAAUUUUUAUUUUUGUUGUUUUCUUAUAUGGGAAAAGGUAUUAAGCCGCAUUUACAUAUAUUGGUUUACCUGUCAGUCUUACGCUUCGUCCUACGAAACGUGGGCGACGAAAGCGCGCAAUAAGGGCGAUACGACCGACGCGACGUUAUCAAAAAACGUUUUCUUAUGAACAAUGAAUAAUUUCUUAUGAAACUUAUGAAUUAGCUCUGUUAUCUAUGCUUAUGAAAGUGUCCUGCAUUGCCGACGCAGGACGAUUUCAUAAGAAAAGUUGGUUGAAAAAACACAUGUCGUACGUGGGCGACAAAAGUUCGCGAUUCGGGCGAUUUGACCGACACGUGUUUUUUCAAACAACGUUUUCUUAUGAAGUCGUCCUGCCCCGGCAAUGCAGGACACUUUCAUAAGCAUAGAUAACAGAGCUAAUUCAUAAGUUUCAUAAGAAAUUAUUCAGUGUUCAUAAGAAAACGUUUUUUGAUAAAGUCGCGUCGCUAAUAUCGCCCGUAUCGCCCGCUUUUGUCGCCCACGUAGAACGAACCGUUAAGUCUGUCAAAAUACUCUAAAACGUUGUAUGUAGACGGGGCUUAAGUGAAUUAUUUUUAUAUAUUGACGAAAAAUCUAAAAUGUUUCUUGCCAUAAAAAUUGUGACUUAUUAAAAUAAUCUCUAGAAUUUUUUUUUGUAAAAAUUUGCAAGUACUUUUCCAGUACUCUAUUGCUCCUUUGUACAUAAACUGUAUAAAAAAAUACAUAUUUAUUUUAUUGUAAAAUGCUACAUUAAUUUAUUUUAAACUAUGUGUUGUACAUAUAUUAAAAAAAAGUCUUUCAAAAAUACAUGUUAUGUGAUUAUUUCGAAAAUAAUACCGUUGACGUAACAUUUUUCGCAUAUUUCUUUAUAUCACUGUUUAUAAAAUAGCAAUUUGCAAAAAUCAAAGAGUCUAGUACAAAUUAUCACUACCAUUAGGUUCUGAUAUUUAUUAUUAAAUAUAAGCUAUUCUAUAUGAUUAAAUAAAUCAUAAU
Sitophilus oryzae (rice weevil) is the source of this 2892-nucleotide messenger RNA. RefSeq lists its product as uncharacterized. NCBI's taxonomy places the organism in Eukaryota, Metazoa, Arthropoda, Insecta, Coleoptera, Curculionidae. The record is from RefSeq and is a predicted model, not a curated record. The transcript has 5 exons. The coding region runs from base 662 to 1843 and encodes 393 amino acids.